AUGGCGACCUCCCCCGUCCUGCAGAAGGAGACACUGUUCCAGUCGGGAUCUCAUGUCUACAGAAUCCCCGCUCUGCUCUACCUGCCUCGGCAGCAGACGCUGCUGGCCUUUGCGGAAAGGCGGGCAAGCAAGAAGGACGAGCACGCAGAGCUGAUCGUCCUGCGCAGAGGCAAUUACGACGCCUCUACCCACCAGGUGCAGUGGCAAGCUCAGGAGGUGGUGACCCAAGCCCAGCUGGAGGGCCACCGGUCCAUGAACCCGUGCCCCUUGUACGACGAGCAGACAGGGACCCUUUUCCUCUUCUUCAUUGCCGUCCGGGGGCAGGUGUCUGAGCACCACCAGCUCCUCACCAGGGUCAAUGUGACACGGCUGUGCCAAGUCACCAGCACCGACCACGGGAGGACCUGGAGCCCUGCCAGAGACCUCACCAGCUCCGCCAUUGGCCCAGCCUACAAGGAGUGGGCCACUUUUGCAAUCGGCCCGGGGCACUGCCUGCAGCUGCACAACGAAACCCGGAGCCUGGUGGUGCCCGCCUAUGCCUACCGGAGCCUGCACGUCCUGCAGAGGCCUCUCCCCUUUGCCUUCUGCUUCCUCAGCCAUGACCACGGGCACACCUGGCAGAGGGGGAACUUUGUGGCCCCGGACACCCUGGAGUGCCAAGUGGCUGCUGUCAUGGCCAGUGGACAGAGCAUGGUAUAUCUCAACGCCAGGAGCCCGGGCAGAGCCAGGGUGCAGGCCCAGAGCACAGAUGGUGGCCUGGAGUUCCAGGAGGCCCAGGCCGUGCCCAGGCUCGUGGAGCCCCCACACGGCUGCCAGGGCAGCAUCGUCAGCUUCCCCGGCCCCGACGCGGGCCCGGGCUUCCCAGCCAGGUGGCUGCUCUACUGUCACCCGACAAACCCGCACCAGAGGUCCGACCUGGGCAUCUACCUCAAUGCGCGGCCCCCAGCGCCCGAGGCCUGGUCGGCGCCUGCCCUGCUGGCCACCGGCGCCUGCGCCUACUCAGACCUGCAGGACCUGGGGACCGGCCCUGACGGCUCCCCCCAGUUCGGGUGUCUGUACGAGUCGGACACCUACGAGGAGCUUGUCUUCCUCCUGUUCACCCUGAAGCAAGCCUUCCCCGCCCACACCCGGGCACCAUGA
Messenger RNA from Galeopterus variegatus (Sunda flying lemur), 1140 nucleotides. It is a transcript of the gene NEU2, whose product is annotated as sialidase 2 (cytosolic sialidase). Gene Ontology annotation, molecular function: exo-alpha-sialidase activity. The record is from RefSeq and is a predicted model, not a curated record. The transcript is spliced from 2 exons. Gene Ontology annotation, cellular component: lysosome; membrane; cytoplasm. Lineage: Eukaryota; Metazoa; Chordata; Mammalia; Dermoptera; Cynocephalidae. The coding region runs from base 1 to 1140 and encodes 379 amino acids. Gene Ontology annotation, biological process: ganglioside catabolic process; oligosaccharide catabolic process.